This is a messenger RNA of Hevea brasiliensis (rubber tree), 1598 nucleotides long. RefSeq names its product protein PAM71-homolog, chloroplastic. The coding region runs from base 206 to 1267 and encodes 353 amino acids. Gene Ontology annotation, biological process: Golgi calcium ion homeostasis; Golgi calcium ion transport; calcium ion transmembrane transport. Gene Ontology annotation, molecular function: manganese ion transmembrane transporter activity; calcium ion transmembrane transporter activity. NCBI's taxonomy places the organism in Eukaryota, Viridiplantae, Streptophyta, Magnoliopsida, Malpighiales, Euphorbiaceae. Gene Ontology annotation, cellular component: chloroplast; Golgi apparatus. The record is from RefSeq and is a predicted model, not a curated record. The transcript is spliced from 10 exons.
CGCUGGCAACUACUCCCAGCGCCAAAUGAAAUUUUCAGUACCGAAACUCUUCUGUUUCUCUCCAAGGCCGAAGCAGCAUAACACCAGAAUUUCGCCAUUUGAAUCUCAAAAUAGAUACCCAUUCGAGUACGGAGCUGAAAAUGAAUCGGUGAACACUGUUUUUGAGAACCCAGGAAAGGAAAAGGAGGACAAAAGAAGAUAAACUAUGCAGGGGCUGAGUUUUCAAAGAACACCAUUCAUUUCGAGGGGGAAGCCUCCCUUAUUGGCUUUGGUGGAUUCAUUGCCAUGUUUCGCUUGCAUUUCUAGAAAAUCCAUUUCUCCUUCUCUAAGAUACAGAGAAAUCUCAAGGUUCAAUUCCUCUUUUGGUAGACUUAGACCACAAGCAUCUAAUGUUAGUAUUGGAUCUGGGGGCUAUGAAGGUCGGGAGGAGCAAGACAACCAGAAAAGUUUUGUUAAUGGUCCAUCCAGUGACAGCUCAUCGGAAAUUGUGAAAUCUCCCAGCAAAAUCCCAUAUCCUAUAUCUAUAGCUAUUGUGCUAUUUGGAUGCGCUUUAGUCUUUUCAUUGAUUGCCUUUGUGAAAGGUGGUCCUUCAUCUAUCUUAGCAGCGAUUGCAAAGUCAGGAUUAACAGCUGCAUUCACGUUAAUAUUUGUUUCUGAAAUCGGGGACAAGACAUUUUUUAUUGCUGCGCUAUUGGCUAUGCAAUAUGAGAAAGGACUGGUUCUUCUGGGAUCAAUGGGUGCUCUUUCACUUAUGACAAUCUUGUCAGUUGUAAUUGGACGGAUAUUUCAUUCAGUGCCUGCUCAGUUCCAAACAACCCUUCCAAUCGGAGGAUAUGCAGCUGUAACUCUUCUAAUGCUCUUUGGGCUCAAAUCAAUAAAAGAUGCUUGGGAUCUUCCAUCGAGUGAAGUUAAAAGUGGUGACAAGAGCAGUCCCAAACUUGAUGAAUAUGCUGAAGCUGAGGAACUUGUAAAAGAAAAAGUCUCAAAAAGGCUCACAAAUCCAUUUGAGAUUGUCUGGAAGUCAUUUAGCCUUGUAUUCUUUGCUGAAUGGGGAGAUCGCUCAAUGCUUGCAACAAUUGCUCUUGGGGCUGCACAGUCUCCAUGGGGUGUGGCAACUGGAGCAAUUGCUGGACACCUGGUUGCAACAUCUAUUGCAAUUCUAGGAGGAGCCUUUCUUGCCAGCUACAUUUCAGAAAAACUGGUUGGCUACUUGGGUGGAGUGCUUUUCCUUGUUUUUGCUGUUGCCACAUUUUUUGGAGUUUUCUAGUAAAUUCAUGGGGAAUUUAUGGAGAGUUUUUAGUGCAACCAUAAUGGAGCACUAUGCCUGCGAUUGUUGGACCUCAUUAGUUACUAGCGAAGAAGGAUGACAAACAGAAGCCCGAAAGACACCAUGGAUAUGGCUUUGUCUAACAGGCAUUUCAUACUUCAAAACCUCAAGUUAGGAUGAGUUUAUGUUAUGUUGCAGUAAGCUAUUUGAAAGAUUAUAGUAGACAACUUUUGAUGGAGAGAUGGGUUUGUACAUUGUAAAAUUUUUCACAGAAAUAAAACAGGUGUAGUGAAUAAGAUACUGCUAUGCAGUAUUAUUCUAUGACUUCCAA